AUGCUGGAGGUUCACCGAGACCAGGGCUGGAGAAAAGGCUUCUGGGCCCCGGCCCAACCUCUGAAGCAGCAGCAGUCCUGGAAGCUUCUGGCCCUCUUGGUCCCGGGACACCACGGAGGUCUCGAAAGGGCAGUGGAGAAGAGUGAAAGUCCCCCUCGUAGUCCCAAUGGGGCCCCAGUCCGCCCUGGCCCCGCCCCUAGUCCCACCUUCGGAACCAGGGUCCGAAAGGGCGGGGGGACCUCUGAAUGGGCAGCAGUGCUGGAAGCUUCUGGAACUUUCCACCUGGGGACACCGGAGGUUUUGGAAAGUCGGGAGCGAGUCUGUGGAACCGGGCAUUGCUGUCACCCUUCCGAUCUCCAAUCAUUGGAGUCCGCGCCCCUCCCCUCUUCGGGCCCGCCCCGCCUCGCUCCACCCACUCUCGAGGCCCUCCCCGCGCCUGCCGUGCUCCAGCCGCGUGCUGCGUGUGCCCUCAUCCCGUGCGUGCGCGUGUGUGCGUGCGCGGAGGGCUGGUUCAGGCGUUCGGGAAUCUCGUCUUCUCGUGCCGCCUGCGCCUCCCCUCCUCCCCGAAGGUCGGUUUUCCUCGCUCUCCCGUGUCCUAGCGCGCCUCCUGAUCCUCUCGGGCCCCCUCUUUCAUCUGUCCCUCGACACUUGCUCUCCGGCAAUGCUCUACGGGGGCUCAGCGCGCUUCCUAGCCCUAGCUUUCACCUCAGCGCUCCUGCUGCAUGGAGGAGCAUCUGGAGGCAUUCACAAUCUACAGGGAAUCCUUUCUUGACCUGGACUCUGCGCUGGAUCUCCGUCAUCAAAGUGACAAAUAAUUUUGGAGCUGGGAAGAGUUUGGAAGAUGGACUGGGUGAAUCUAAAAGAAAGGAGUUUGCAAAAGAUUUAAUAUUUGACCAGACCGGCUCCUUGUAUGCUCGAAUUGAAAGAUUUAAACGUGGAAGUGGCAAGCCCAGUCAAAAGUCAGAUUUUGACUUGGGUGAUGCCUUAGGUCCUCAGACAACUGCUAAAUCCUCUCCAAAGAAAACAGAUUUUGACUUGGGUGAUGCCUUAGAUCCCAGGACAAAUACUAAACACACUACAAAGAAAACUGAUUCUGGAUUUUCUGACUUUGAUUUGAGUGAUGCCUUAGAUGAUAGAAAUGACAGAUUCGAUGGCGGUAGAGGCAGAUCCGAUCUAAAACCUGGUGAAGGUCUAACAGAUAAGGAUCUAGAAGAUAUUAUAGAGGGUGGCUACAAACCUGAUAAGGGCAAAGGUGAUGGCAGGUAUGAUAGCAAUGAUGACCCUGGAACUGGAACAUUAACAGAAACCGGGACAAUUGCCAGCAUAGCCAGUGCCCUUGCAAUGGCACUCAUUGGAGCAGUCUCCAGUUAUAUUUCCUAUCAACAAAAGAAAUUUUGCUUUAACAUUCAACAGGGUGUCAAUACAGAUUAUGUGAAAGGACAGAGUCUGGAAGGUGUGAGCACUGAAGAACCUCAAGUUAAAUAUUCAGCACUGCAACCCCAAUCUGCAGAGAAACCUCCCCAAGAGACUGCAAAGAUUUAAGUCCACAGCAAUAAGUCCCUAUUUCAGAUGCUUGUAUUUGUGCUUAUCUAAUUUGGAUUGCAAGUUGUUCUCCAGCUCCUUGGAACAACUGGCUUCUUAUUAACCCAAGUUGUUUUGUGGGUGGGGGAGGAAGAGUUACAAUUUACUAUGAGAUAAGUGGCCCAGCCUAUCUUGGCAAUGAAAACCCAGGAGAUUUAUUCCAGCUCCUAGGGCCUACUGUUCUCUUGUACUCAGACAGCAAUUUUCUAAAGGAAGUCCAUGGUUCUCUCAUGUAGUUGGAAAACUGAAAUAAGGGUAGCAGGGGAAAAACAAACUAAGCAUGUUGAUAGACUGCAUUACUGAGUAGAGUUAGAAAAAUCCAUGUUGUACUCCUCUAUCUGACAACUUCCAAACCUGAGCAUCUCCCCCCCCCCCCCCCCCAAUUCUAAGGUGGUCUGUGCAUGUGCAAUCUGCUGCAUUUCCCAUAGAUGUAGUAAUUUUAUUUAUUUACUUGUACUGGUGUGGGAGUGUGUUUGACUGAAAACACCAGGGUUUGAGCCUCUCCAGCUCUGUUUUAUUUGACAGCAAGAGGAGAUCAUCUUCCUUCUGUAGUCCUAUGAAACUGUACCAGCAGAGCUUUCUUGGCCAUCACUUAGAAAACUGAACGCAUUAGUGCAAUACUAGAGUUAAUCCUAGGCCCUAAUCGCAUGUCCAAAGGGCAGGAUGCAAAAAUCUUUUCUAUGUGUUUGUCAAGUUUGGUGCUAGCACUGGUCAAAGACCAGUAUUCUAGUCUGGGCUUGUGGCAAGGGACAUUGGUUCUGAGAGAACCUAAUCACUAAGGGUUCUUUACCACUCAAAAUGUGCUGCUCAGAAUAAGAACCAGAUAGCUUAAAAUUGAACCAUCCAGAGCUAUUUCAGAAGAUAAAUAUUUCAUAGGCCAAAUAGAAUUCUAUUUGCAUGAAACCUCUCAACUCUGAGCAGAACUUACCUGAAUUGGCAUAUCCUCAAUUUCCAGACAAAUCUGCUUUCCUGGAAACAUUUUUCAACUAGUCUAACCAUAUUACUACUCACAGAAGAAAUGUCUUGUGAAACUUUUUGGAAGUACUUUCUUAAAGCUGUGUAAAGAACUCAAUGUUAAUAAAGAAACUGUUUCCUUCAAA
Molecule: messenger RNA, 2681 nt
Organism: Sarcophilus harrisii (Tasmanian devil)
Lineage: Eukaryota; Metazoa; Chordata; Mammalia; Dasyuromorphia; Dasyuridae
Gene: CD99L2
Product: CD99 molecule like 2
Exons: 15
Coding region: 1-1542 (513 amino acids)
Source: RefSeq, a predicted model, not a curated record